AUGUCGCUAUCCAUCCCUGGGCCCUCUCAGCAGGGCCUCUUCAAGCAGGGGUACCAAACCCACGACUCUGAGGAUGGAGCUGUUAUCCGCAACAUCGAGGCCUGCCAGGCCAUCUCCGGCACCGUUCAGACUUCCCUGGGCCCCUACGGCCGCAACAAGAUCGUCAUCAACCACCUGCAGAAGAUGAUUCUGACCUCCGACGCCGCGACCAUUCUCCGUGAAUUGGAUGUUGUGCACCCCGCUGCUAAGCUGCUGGUUAUGGCCAGUCAGCAACAGGAUGCUGAGAUGGGCGAUGGCACAAACCUGGUCAUCGUUCUGGCUGGAGAGCUGCUGAAGAAGGCGGAGGAGCUUAUUCGUUUGGGAUUGAAGACCAGUGAUAUUACCUCAGGCUACGAGAAGGCACAGAACUUCGCUCUGAAGACCCUAGAGGAUCUCGAGGUUGACCGACUCAAGGAGAUGCGUUCCACUACCGAGCUCAGCAAGGCCCUUCGGACGGUUAUUGCUAGCAAGCAGUCUGGCGUUGAGGAUACUUUGGCGGAACUGGUCGCGGAGGCUGUCCUUGCCGUGCUUCCCAAGAACCCCCUCAACUUCAACGUGGACAAUGUGCGUGUCGUCAAGAUUAUGGGUGGUAGCUUGGAGCAAUCCAAGGUGGUGAAGGGUAUGGUCUUCGGACGUGAGCCGGAUGGAAUUGUCAAGCAGGCUCGCAAGGCCAAGGUCGGCGUGUUCAGCUGCCCAAUUGAUAUCUCGCAGACCGAGACCAAGGGUACCGUUCUGCUGAAGACCGCCCAGGAGAUGGUGGACUUCACCAAGGACGAGGAGUUGCGCCUGGAGGCCGCUAUCAAGGAGCUUUAUGAUUCCGGUCUCCGCGUUCUCGUUGCUGGUUCUACCGUCGGCGACCUGGCCAUGCACUACCUCAACCGCUUUAACAUCCUGGUUAUCAAGAUUCUCUCCAAGUUCGAACUCCGCCGUCUGUGCCGCGUUGUCGGCGCUACCCCCCUGGCCCGUCUCGGCGCCCCCAUGCCCGAUGAGAUGGGUACCAUUGACGUUGUCGAGACCACCGAGAUCGGUGGUGACCGUGUCACCGUUUUCCGUCAAGAAGAUGCCAACUCCGCCACCCGCACAUCCACAAUCGUCCUGCGCGGUGCCACCCAGAACCACCUGGACGAUGUCGAGCGUGCCAUCGAUGACGGCGUGAACGUCGUCAAGGCCAUCACCAAGGACCCCCGUCUCGUCCCCGGUGCCGGCGCCACCGAGAUCCAGCUCGUCGAGCGAAUCUCCGCCUUCGCUGACAAGACCCCCGGUCUGCCCCAGCACGCCAUUCGCAAGUUCGCCGAGGCCUUCGAGGUCGUUCCCCGUACCCUCGCCGAGUCCGCCGGUCUCGAUGCCACCGAGGUUCUCUCCCGUCUGUACACCGCACACCACCGCACCAACACGGAUGCCCAGUCCGGAGGUGAAGAGGAGGGUAGCUCAUCCGAGGAGGAGGAGCCCUACUGGACUACCGGUGUGGACCUGGAGGUCGGAUCCGGCGGUGAUGGUACCCUCGAUACUGUUGACGAGGGUAUCCUCGACUUGAUGGCUUCCAAGAGCUGGGCUAUUCGCCUUGCCAGUGAGGCUGCUCGCACUGUUCUCAGCGUCGAUCAGAUCAUCGUUGCUAGACAGGCUGGUGGGCCGAAACCCCCAGGCCCCAACCCUAACUGGGAUGAGGAUUAA
This is a messenger RNA of Penicillium cosmopolitanum, 1710 nucleotides long. RefSeq names its product chaperonin-containing T-complex subunit CCT8. Gene Ontology annotation, molecular function: ATP hydrolysis activity; ATP-dependent protein folding chaperone; ATP binding. Gene Ontology annotation, cellular component: chaperonin-containing T-complex. Gene Ontology annotation, biological process: protein folding. The transcript is spliced from 3 exons. Lineage: Eukaryota; Fungi; Ascomycota; Eurotiomycetes; Eurotiales; Aspergillaceae. The record is from RefSeq and is a predicted model, not a curated record. The coding region runs from base 1 to 1710 and encodes 569 amino acids.